CUCCUGGAUGUGAUGAAACAACCUUUAGAUUUUCGCUCAUCUCCUCUGGCUUUGACAGCUCUGAUGGAGCCGUUCAGCGGUUUCUGUGCAUAAACUCAGCCGCUGACGGUGGAAUCGAUGAGACAUCAUUCCUGUAAACCAAGGGACUUUAAUGCGGCAUGGAUGCUAGCAACGGUCAGCUGCUCACAGGGUCACCGUUACUCCUAAUGUUUGACACACAGACUCCAAAAUUAACCUGAUGCUCCACUUUGACCUAACCUCUGUCCUGUGAGGUUGCUGAAAGAAGGAGAAACCUAAUCUGAUAACCAUGCCUCCACACCCCGUGGUCCAGGCUAUCAUUGAUCUCUCUGCAGGAGCAAUAGGAGGAGCCGCCUGUGUUUUCAGCGGCCAGCCUCUGGACACGGCGAAGGUGAAGAUGCAGACCUUUCCCACUCUGUACCGGGGGUUCGUGCACUGCCUGGUGUCCACCUAUAAACAGGUGGGCAUGCGCGGCCUGUACCGGGGAACCACGCCCGCGCUGAUGGCCAACAUCGCCGAGAACUCUGUGCUCUUCAUGAGCUACGGCUUCUGCCAGCAGGUCAUCCGCUUUGCAGCUGGGCUGCAUAGAGAAGCUGUGCUGAGCGACAUGCAGAAGGCCUGUGCCGGCUCAGUAGCUUCCAUCUUCUCCUCGCUCGUUCUCUGCCCCACUGAGCUCGUCAAGUGUCGACUACAAGCCAUGCAUGAGAUGGAGACGUCCGGCAGGAUUGCUAAGAGCCACAACACUGUUUGGUCGGUGGUGAAAUCCAUCAUGAGGAACGAGGGCCCGCAGGGGUUCUUCCAGGGACUGACCACCACCAUAGCCAGAGAGGUGCCUGGCUACUUCUGCUUCUUCGGUGCCUACGAGCUCUGCAGGACUGGAUUUGCAGACUACAUGCAAUGUGACAAAGACGACAUAGGUGUGGCUCCCAUCGUCUUCAGCGGCGGCUUCGGAGGGGCGUGCCUUUGGCUGGUGGUCUAUCCUAUGGACUGUGUGAAAUCUCGGAUUCAGGUCAUGUCCAUGACGGGAAAACAGGCUGGGUUUUUCAAAACCUUCAUGACUAUCGCUCGCUCUGAAGGAGUGAGAGCUCUGUACUCCGGCCUCACCCCCACCAUGGUCCGCACCUUCCCGGCUAACGGAGCGCUCUUCCUGGGCUAUGAGGCCAGCAGGAAGCUCAUGAUGAAGCAGUUCGACAGCUGAACUCCAUUAAGCUGCUACACUCCCUCUAUGUUACUGCCGACGACACAGCUGCUUUGAUGUUUCCUUAACUUGAUGUUAAAUAUGUUUUAAAACUCGGUUUUGUUUGACAGCGUCAGACUGAACAAAGCCGUGCAGUGAAACUGUGACACUCCAGCUGGUGCUUUCACUCCUACCUCUACAACAUCAUGGCUGCAUCAAAAAUCAUCUCAUCGGGAGGAAGUGGGACGCUUCCUAUCAUUGCUCCUUAAGCAUAGGGAGCUAAUGACCUUUUUAUCUAUUGUUAAGGUGCUAUAAGGAAUCCCAGAGUCCUUUGCGUGAAACGAUGAAUAAGCACAGCCCAGUCAAGCAUUAUCCAUGUACUCAGAUGACUUUGGACACGCCUUUCUCUCUCUGCCAGAAGACGUGUUGUGUUGAGAAAGACAUUUUAUUUUGAUGCAGUAACUCCUCUUUAAAACUCAUAGCAUAAAGGCGUUAUAAAAAAUAUCACUAAGUGUCAUAUAACGUGAUUCAAUUGCUUUCAGAUCCGGUUAGAUGAUUUUGUUUUCUUUAAACAGACUUCUUGUUGAAUUUGAUUCGACUUUUUCCAGGAAAACAAGAAAAUAUUUUGACGGAAAAUAUUUCUUUUCAUUACAGAUUCUGUUUUUUUUUUCUUUUCUUACCUCACUCUCAUUUCAAUCCCUAUUUUUGCACGUUCUCUCACU
This is a messenger RNA of Cyprinodon variegatus (sheepshead minnow), 1917 nucleotides long. It is a transcript of the gene slc25a15b, whose product is annotated as mitochondrial ornithine transporter 1-like. Gene Ontology annotation, molecular function: L-ornithine transmembrane transporter activity. Lineage: Eukaryota; Metazoa; Chordata; Actinopteri; Cyprinodontiformes; Cyprinodontidae. Gene Ontology annotation, biological process: mitochondrial L-ornithine transmembrane transport. Bases 308 to 1216 code for a protein of 302 amino acids. The record is from RefSeq and is a predicted model, not a curated record. The transcript is spliced from 7 exons.